This is a messenger RNA of Kluyveromyces lactis, 1920 nucleotides long. RefSeq lists its product as uncharacterized. Gene Ontology annotation, molecular function: siderophore-iron transmembrane transporter activity. Gene Ontology annotation, biological process: intracellular iron ion homeostasis; transmembrane transport. The record is from RefSeq and is a predicted model, not a curated record. Bases 1 to 1920 code for a protein of 639 amino acids. The transcript has a single exon. Lineage: Eukaryota; Fungi; Ascomycota; Saccharomycetes; Saccharomycetales; Saccharomycetaceae. Gene Ontology annotation, cellular component: vacuolar membrane; endosome.
AUGGAUCAGUCUGAUAUGAAGGUUAAUAUGGACAGAAAGAUCCAAUCGAGAUCUUCGUCAUUUGACAAUAAUGAGGAUUCUUUCCCCAAUGCGAACAAGGAAAACUUAACAUUUGCUGAAGAAAACCAUAAGCAAGAGUUGCUAGAUGAAUAUGGUGUACCAGAUAAGUUGAGAGCGAAUAGAUCGCUGGUAAUCAGAAAGAUGGAAAUUAUGAGGAAACAAUAUACCUCUGUUUUCGCUAUUUGUGUGUUUUUGUUCACAGCUUUCUUAGCCGGUGUUGGUACUGAUUUGAAUUCACAAUUACGUAAUAACUAUACGACGUAUGCAACCAACUCUUACCGUUCACACUCUUUAUUAUCAACUAUUGGGGUUGUUAGUUCUAUCAUCAGUGCAGGUGCGUUGACUGUAUAUGCGAGAUUGUCGGAUGUGUUUGGCAGAAUCAGAUUGUACUUGAGUGCCAUGUUGUUCUUCGUUGUAGGUACCAUCAUUCAGUCGCAGGCAAAUAAUGUUCAAAAAUACGCCGCUGGUACUGUAUUUUACAGUCUUGGAACAGCUGGUAUCCAGGUGAUGAUGUUCAUCAUAAUGUCAGAUUUCUCGUCGUUGAAAUGGAGGUUGUUUUUCACGUUCGCUCCAACUUGGCCAAAUCUUUUCAUACCUUGGAUCACGGGAUCAAUUGUUGAUCGUUUAGAUCCAGUUGAAAGAUGGUCGUGGGGUAUUGGUAUGUGGGCUUUCAUUUACCCGCUGUCCUCUGUGCCAUUUGUAGCUUACUUACUUCUCGUUAGAUAUAAGGCAAGUAAGACUGAGGAAUGGAAAAUGUUGUCCUCGGAGAAAACAUACUACGAAACUCAUGGAAUCAUUCAAACGUUAGUGCAGCUCUUUUGGAAGGUUGAUGUUGUCGGGUUGUUGCUGUUUGUGGCGUUCCUUGGUUGUAUUUUGGUUCCAUUAACUUUGGCCGGAGGAGUGUCUUCACAAUGGAGUAACGGUAAGAUUCUUGGACCUUUCAUUUUAGGCUUCUGUUUGGUUCCAGCGUUCAUCCUUUGGGAAACCAAAUAUGCAAGGUUACCUAUCGCUCCGUUCAAAAUGUUAAAAGAUCGUGGUAUCUGGUCCGCCUUAAUUAUUUCAAUGUUGGCCAAGACGGUGUAUUAUUUGGCUGCUGGGUACUUAUUGACCAUUUUGAUGGUGGCAGUAAAUCAAUCAAGAGGGAUGGCGGCAGUUAUCAUGAACGUGUGGUCAGUUGUUGGUUGUGGGUUUUCUCCAUUUUUCUCAUAUUUCGUUGUUAGGGUUCGUAGGCUCAAACCAUUCAUUAUCAUUGGUUGUGGUAUUUGGAUGGUCUCUAUGGGUCUGUUAUACUACUACAGAAGUGGAGAGCACUCUAAGGGCGGUAUCAUUGGAGCCAUGGUUUUAUGGGGUCUAGGUUCCACAAUGAUCACGAGAACUACUGUGAUUAGUAGUCAAUCUAUCACAGCACAUGAAAAUAUGGCAACAAUUACUGCGAUCAUGUUGGCAAUUUCGAGAAUUGGUGGAGGUAUUGGUUCUGCAGUUUCGGGUGCGAUUUGGACGCAAACUUUAUAUGCCAAACUUGUUGAGACAAUUGGAGACCCAGAAAUUGCUAAGAAGGUUUACCAAUCACCUCUUUCCGCGAUUAGAGUUUAUGCUUGGGGCACACCUACACGUGAUGCCAUUGUUGAGGCUUACAGACAUGUUCAAAGAUUCGAGGUUCUGGUUGCAAUGAUUCUGGUAAUUCCUUUGUUUAUUGCUUCCUUGUGCCUUCGUGAUCCUGAAUUGACCGAUGAAGUUGCUCAUACUGAUAUCAAAGAUGGUGAAUUCAUUGCAGUUGACGGUAAUGAUGCUAUUGCUAACUGGUUCAGCAAUAAAUGGGAAAAUAUUAAACUUAGACGUAGAUCUCAUUCCGAUGAGUAG